Molecule: messenger RNA, 2702 nt
Organism: Boleophthalmus pectinirostris (great blue-spotted mudskipper)
Lineage: Eukaryota; Metazoa; Chordata; Actinopteri; Gobiiformes; Gobiidae
Product: histone deacetylase 3
Exons: 15
Coding region: 1-1527 (508 amino acids)
Molecular function (GO): histone deacetylase activity
Source: RefSeq, a predicted model, not a curated record
AUGGACCUUGGUGUCACUUGCCAUUAUUUGUCAGACAGCCUGGAUCUGACGGCCUGGAUCUUUGGUUUGACUGACUUUACUAACCAAAGAAAGGCUCUUAUUGAUGGGCCAGAAGAAGAUGUGCCACUGGAGACUGCAACAACAUCUGCCAGUGCUGGUGAACAAAAUGACAACUUGUGGGCUUUACUGGACAACUCUGUAGAGUCUCAGCACCGCACCAGCAUCUGCCAGCGCUGCAGUGGACAUCCAGAGAUAUUUGAAAGAACAAAUUCUGACAAGAGCAGAGGAUCCGCUGAAGUACCGGGUGGCGUGAAAGACUUUAUAUCCCACGCUCAGCGGACGCACGGCGGAGGUGUCGCGGCGGCGCUUUGUCCCCGCUGCCGCCGUGACAGCGAGGGGUCAGGGGUCGCGGGGGCGGUGAUGUCAUCGGGAGGCGACAGAUGGAGCGGCGACAGCGCUCGCGGGGACACCUUCGGUCUGAGGGACAGUGACGAGACGCUAAUGGUCCGGGCGGGUCGGAGGUCGCGCCAGACGUUUAUCACACAGACAGCGCCCUCUACGGACACGUCAGCGCGACUCCGUAAAUCCUCUUUUCUUUUCCAGAUCUGUGACAUCGCCAUAAACUGGGCGGGAGGUUUGCAUCACGCCAAGAAGUUUGAGGCGUCUGGGUUUUGUUACGUGAACGACAUCGUCAUCAGUAUCCUGGAGCUGCUCAAGUAUCACCCGCGGGUGCUCUACAUCGACAUCGACAUCCACCACGGCGACGGCGUCCAGGAGGCGUUUUACCUCACCGACCGCGUCAUGACCGUGUCCUUCCACAAAUACGGGAACUACUUUUUCCCCGGAACAGGAGACAUGUACGAGGUGGGGGCAGAGAGCGGCCGGUACUACUGCCUCAACGUUCCUCUGAGAGACGGAAUCGACGACCAGAGUUACAGGCAGCUGUUCCAACCCGUCAUCAAACAGGUGGUGGAUUAUUAUCAACCCACCUGUAUCGUCCUGCAGUGUGGAGCAGAUUCUCUGGGCUGUGAUCGUCUCGGUUGUUUUAAUCUCAGUAUACGAGGACACGGCGAGUGUGUGGAGUUCGUGAAGAGUUUUAAGAUUCCUCUGCUGGUGCUGGGAGGAGGAGGAUACACCGUGAGGAACGUGGCUCGCUGCUGGACAUUCGAGACGUCUCUGCUGGUGGACGAGUCGAUCAGCGACGAGCUUCCGUACAGCGAAUAUUUCGAGUACUUCGCUCCGGACUUCACGCUUCACCCCGACGUCAGCACCAGGAUCGAGAACCAGAACUCCAGACAGUACCUGGAGCAGAUCCGUCAGACCGUCUUCGAGAACCUGAAGAUGCUGAACCACGCUCCGUCUGUGCAGAUCCACGACGUCCCCUCGGACAUGCUCAGCUACGAACGGACGGACGAACCCGACCCCGAGGAGCGAGGGGGAGAGGAGAACUACACCAGACCCGAAGCGGCCAACGAGUUUUACGACGGUGACCACGACAACGACAAAGAGAGCGACGUCGAGAUCUGAAACCACCCGGAAACUGCGGAACUUUUCUCUCUCCGGGUUUGAGAAGCUGCAGUUUCAACUUUUAUGGUUUAUGGUUUAUGGUUUGGUCCUGGUCCUGGUCCAGUCCUGGUCCAGUCCUGGUUUGGGUCCAGUUAGGUCCUGAUGAAGACCUGGAUUAGUCCUGGUCUAGUCCUGGUCUAGUCCUGGUUUAGUCCUGGUUUAGUCCUGGUUUAGUCCUUAUCUACAUUUGGUUUGGUCCUACACUAGUCCUGUUCUAGUUCUGGUUUAGUCCUGAUUUAAUCCUGGUUUAGUUCUUAUCUAGUUCUUAUCUAGACUUGGUUUGGCCCUGCACUAGUCCUGACGAAACCAGGUCUAAACCAGAUCUAAAACAGGUCUAAACCAGGACUAAAUCAGGAAAGAAACAAGUCUAAACCAGGUCUAAACCUGGCCUAAACUAGAUCUUAGCCAGGUCCAAACCAGGACUAAACCAGGUCCAAACCAGGACUAAACCAGGUCCAAACUAGGUCUAAAUCAGGACUAAAUCAGGACUAAACCAGGACUAAAUCAGGUCUAAACCAGGACUAAACCAAGUCUAAACCAGGUCUAAACCAGAUCCAAACUAGGUCCAAACCAGGUCCAAACCAGGACUAAACCAGGACUAAAUCAGGUCCAAACCAGGACUAAACCAGGACUAAACCAGGUCUAAACCAGGUCCAUGUGUGUGUUCUAGUCUCUGUUCUGAUCCAGUUCCAGAUUGUUCUAAACACGUUGAGGAAAAGUUCUGCUCCGUCUCGUCGGUGGAGCUUCUUUUUUCAGGAUCGAGAUCUGUGAAAACUGAGGAUCGAGUUUAGAUUCGACUUUCAGGAUCCAGUUUUUUUUUUUUUUAUCUGUUUGUCCAAACUGCAGCUGACCAAACCAGAUCUUUUGUUUUCUGUCUUCUCAUUCCUCUCUUUUUUUUUUUCGUCUGAACUGUAUAAACGUCUGAAUUAUUCUCUGUCGUGCUGCUGAGGCGGGGACGGGGAAAUCGGGCUCACGACGAUAACUGCGCCACGUCGACGAUGGACAUUUAACGACAAACCACACGCCCGAACCCAGAGCCCCGAACCCAGAGCGACACGCCGGCCGCUUUUACACUCGAGUGUGUGCGUCUUUUUCAUAUCGUCGUCUUGUUUUUAAUAAAAUUAUGACUGUAUAAA